CCGCGGCGCGCGCCGCCCGGAGCCGCCGUGCCGAUGCCACGUGGGAGGCGGCGGAGCCGCCGCCGCCGCCGGGCCGGAGUCGCGGCCCCGCUAACGCUGGGGACGGCGCUCGCCGGCCGCCGCGAGGAGGGGAGGUCGCGGAGCCCCCGGGACCGCUCCGGAGUCGCCGAGACCCGAUGGGUGCUCGGCGCGGUGGCGCCCGGCUCGCGGCUCGGCCUCCCGGGCCUAGAGGCGCUGGCGGCGGCGGCCGGGCCUAGGGGCGGCUCCCCGCCCUGGGCGGCGCCCUCGCUGCUGCAGGUGCCGGCGGCGGCCCAGCCGGCCCCGCGGCGGGAUGGCAGCGACCUGCCCGCCGGCGCGCCCGCCGCCCUGGCCGUGCUGCGGCUUCAGCCCGGGGCCGAGGGCUCGGCGCGGGCGGCGGCGGCCGGGGCCGCGCCGCGCCUGCGGACCGUCUACGUGAACCCGCGCUGGCUGGAGCGCCAGGCCGCGCUGGGGGCGGCGGCGGCGGCGGCGGCGGCCAGCCCCUGCGCUGAGGCGGCAGCGGCGAGCGGCGCGGCCGGGGCCCCGGGCCCGGCCCCGGCCCCAGCCCCAGCCCCAGCCCCUGCCCCGGCUCCGGCUCCGGCGGCGGCGGCGGCGGCGGCGGGGCAGGGCGAGGCCGAGGCGGCGGCCACCCCCUACGUGGGGCUGCGGCGGCCACUUGGCUACAAGCUGGCCAAGGCCACCAAGGAGCGGAUCUGGCGGGGGGAGUUCAUUGACCUCUUUUCCUUGCUCCACACAGAGCUGGCCCCCGAGCACGGCCCGCGCCCGGGGGACACGCUGGACCAGUGGGUCUCGGCCUUCCUGGUGUACGCCAGCGUGCUGUGCGAGAAGCACCCGGCGCGCUGCGGAGCCAUGUUCAAGUACCUGGACACCAUCCGCAAGCUGCACGCCACCUACGGGGGCACCUCCUGGAUGAACUACGAUGAGGACUUUCGGCGGCGGGCGGCCAAGAACCCCUCACUGCCCUGGGGCGACGUCGACUUGGACCUGUGGAUGAAGUGGAUGGCGCCUCUCAAGUCGCUUAUCCCCAGACGCCCCCGUGCUGAGAGCGAGACACAGGCCUCGCCGGCCCAGCCGCCACCGCCGGGCCAGAGCCCCAAGCAGGAGGAGAAAAGCCAGACUCCAUGAAAACAGAAGACCAGUUGGAAUGGGAGUCAGACGCCUGACUCCGUUGGUGUUUAAGUGGAGCUCUGGUAUUCUAGUGCAUUCUUUUACCUCUGCUUCUGUUGCGUUGCAAGCUGUGCUAGAGAAGACGUAGGAAAUUCAUUUUACCCAAUCAGCAAUUGUAACAAUGGACUACAAACCUGCAGAGCAAGCCAGUUUGCUGGAAAACAGGAAUUCCUGCAGCGCAGCACUUGUCACAGACUAUCCAAAGAGGGCAAAGAUUCAGGAAGGUGAAUAAAUUGAACACUGGUUGAAUGAGGUCAGGAACACUCUCCCGGAGGAGAAUCCUGCCCUAAAAUACUACUUUGAAAGUAAAAGCCAAUUUAAUGCGCAGAUUAAACCUUCUCAUUUGACCAAACUUGUGUGCAAUCCUGGAUCUUUGCAGAUCACAACCGGACACUUCAAAACCCUGUAUAUUAUAUUUGUUUAAAAAAAAUAAAUCAUAACUUGUCUUGUUACAGCUGUUACUUUUGCCAUUUCAUUGAGAGUAUCUGCAACGUAAAUGUGUAUUUGACUCAGAAAAGUAUCAUACACUCGGGAUAAUAACUCAGGUUGUCAACAGAAUUAUUCUGUGAGGUUCAGUAUCCUCUUUCCAUUGUUCUGCAUUAACCAUUGCUGUCAUUGCCAGGUAGCCCAAUUGUGCGUUACAAAAUUCUUCAUCAAUUAUAACGAUUGACCUAAUUUAUAAUUUUGUUUUUAUCCUAGUAGAAUACUUAAAAUCGUGACCAUCAGACUAGACCUUUGUAGUCUGGUGUUCAUGAAAAUAUUUUUCACUGAUUCACAGUUUUCAUUCUGCAUCUCAGUAUUUUGUUUUCUUCUCCUUUUUCCUUGCAUACUAAAGCGUAUGGCCAAGGUAAUACUAUGAUCCAGUAAUGCGCCUGAUGGUAAGGGUUUAGUUGCCUUUAGUUGUUCAGGAAAAAGGUGCCCUUAUGUCCUCUCCCUUUCUCAAUAUUUCCAAUAAUAUGCAUAACAUAAAGUGUUUGUAAAUUGAUAUCAAACUGUUUGUGACUUCACCUAAAUAAAUUUUUAUAUUUAAAUGCUAUUCUUAAUCUUACCGGGUUUUUUCCUCCCUUGUUCUUGUAUUGCCACUUCGCUUUUGUAUUCACUUUUUUUAUCACCUGACUUUUUACACAAUUUCUGGUUUUCAGUUAUUAAAGCACAACUGAAUUUUAGUUAACAAGUGAAAAUAAAUUAGCCUUUGGAAUUUUCUUCCAAUAUUUUGCAUAAAGACUUCAUAAUGUAGCUGUAGUUGUUGUAGCUUAUUCGUCUUCCAGUUUUUGAGACAGUGAUAGCACAUAUUGGGCCUUGAAAAUGAAAUAGCUUCUGUACUAAAAUACUUAAUGGUCUCCAAAACUGAUCUAGUGACUGCUGAGAUUCCUGCAUUUGAUACAGUAUAUAUUGCACUUUUACACAUUACAAAAGUACUUUUUGUUUUCAAGAAGGGGCUUAAGCUCAACCAUCUGAUCACUCAUGCUGUUUUUCCCUUUUAAGAAAUCAGAAGUUGGUUACUCAGUGGUCUUUGCUGUGUUUGUUACCAUCAUUGCUACAUGAACUACAUGGCUGCUCCAUCACUGCAGGCAUCUCUGCCUGAGCGAGUGCUUUAGUGUCAGGAUUUGGGGAGAGGUCUGGGAAAAGGUGGAUGUGGAGUGAGGAAGAGUGAGCAAAAACUGGUCUCAUCUGUCUCCCUGAUUGUACAAGUGUGGGUCUUAACCUACAGACUCAAAGCAGCAAAGCAGCAAGUUUCGUUUUGUGUGUCCUCUUUGAAAGCAGCAUAGCCAGCUGGAGUCUAAAACACUUCCUAAUGUUCUUUGCUGAGUCCUUCUGCCAAGAAUGUUUGGGGUUUGUUUGUUACUCUCUCCAGCUUUCAUACAGUCUGGUGCCCUUCCUGGCCCUGUCACCGCCCAGUCUCCUGGUUGCUGCUGGUUCUGGGUUGUACCACCCUGUCUUCCAUAUCUUCAGUAGAGAAUUGCCAGAGCUCUACCUUUCUCUCCAGUGUCAGUGGCUGCUCUAAAAUCACUGCCUGCUUUCAUAAUGAAGUUGUGUUUCAUGUUAUUGGCAGUGAUGUUUUUGCAACAUGUGGGACCUCCUCCUCUCUUUGCUGGUUUUCUUCCUCGCUCUGAGCCACCCUGUAAUUUCACUGUGGUACUUGUGCAUCCUUGAUUAGGGUUUAUUGUUGCAUGUGUGCUUUGCCUCUCAUUGCUGUGCUGUAAGAUUCUGCAGGAAAUUUCCUUCCACACUAGUUUCUCAUUAAAAUGUUGGACUUCAAGGGAUUUCUUCAAAUUCCAACAAUUAAGUUACUGCACGGGUUUGCCUCUAUCCUUGACACUGGGGAUAGCCCUUUAGUUAAGUGCUGUGUGAGGAUAGAGCACACACUUGCAGAGAGGCUUGGGAUUGAACCAUGAUUCUGUUCCUCUCGGAGUAACUGUGAUCUGCAGUGGAAACCAGUGAUACAUAGGGAGUUAUUUUUCUAGAAAUACUGUUUCUCUAAGUGCUAUUUCAUAAUAUGGGGGAUGUCUUUGGUAUAGUUGCAAUUUCUUAUUUCUUAUGCUCAAAUGCUCAAAAGAUUUUGGGCAUUUAUUCAAAUGUGCUGCAGAGCUUUUCGCUAAGACUGAUGGAAUUUCCAGUUGGGAAUAUUUGUGAAGCGUGUGGGAAUUUAUUUGUAUGGGAGGACCAGCAGCUUAUGAAAAACCAGUUUUCUAUCAGUUAACUGGAAUUAAAGAGCAUACUUUUGAGGAGUAAUUUCAAAUAAGUUUAUUUUUAGAUAUUUCUAGCAGGAUAGCUUUUUUCCCCACACAGAUUUGCUUUUUCAUGUGCUGGAUUUAUAUGCAUUGUUAUUGCAAAGAACAAAUCAAAACUAAUGCAAUGUGAUUCUGACAGCACAAAACAAGUUGCAAUGUAGGGAUAAGACUAAAAUACGUAGUUCUUUCAGUAAGCUGACGCACUUGGGGAGUUCAGAGUUGAGCUGUAGCAGAAGUAGAGUCAAAUAAUUGGGAUUUCUAACUUCCACCUGUGUGCAGUAGUUCAGUUUGAGGUAUUUGAAGCAUCUGAAAAGACAAGGCUAUUACUACUCUUCUGGCCUUAUUAGUACAAUGAUGUGUCUUUAAAGAUAAGGUGACAGAAUGUUUUGCAUGUGAGGUAGCCUGUUGCAUCUGCAGUUGAGCAGAAUUACUUCUGAUCUCUGAGAUCUUCUCAGUGUGACUUCCAAUUUAAGCUUCAAACAUUGCUUUCCCAUCUUCUGCUGUCUUGAAUCAUCUUACCAGUUCGGUUGUCUUCUUUAUAAAAAUCUGGUGAGCACAGCAGACAUCUUCUGAGGGCAGCAUCUGAUCAGCCUGUCAGUACGUACGGAGCCUUUCGCUCCGUGUGGGUAGUUCUGCCAGGUUGUGUGGUCUAGCAUGAAGAAAGUCAGAGAGUGUCUAAGUGUGGCUGGGUGGAGAGCACACAGGAGGCUCCCCAGCUACCUGCAAGGCUUGUGUGGUUUUGAGAAGCCAGUGGCAUUGGCAUUUUUUUCUGUCCACUCCUCUGGUAAAAUCAAACCCAAAAGCCCCAGAGUCUGUUGUAACCAUUGAGGGAUGUGACUCAGUUCUAGCAGCCUGGGUGUUGGUGGAGAUGUUGCCUGGUGAAGUUACCAAACUUCUUUUUAGGUCAUAGGCUUGAAUAGGGACUGCAACAAUUGAUAGUGUCUGUGGGAGUGCUUUUGGUAGCUCUUCCUACGAAGAGAUUACGUCUCUGAAAACUUGGCUGGAGCAAUGAUAAAGAUCUUAUUUUCCCCUUUUGUUUUGGUACCCAGGUUUGGUUUUUACCCUGUCAUGACGUUUAGCAACCCAAUAAAGAACUUUUUGAUCCAUAAAA
Messenger RNA from Motacilla alba alba, 5049 nucleotides. RefSeq names its product skin secretory protein xP2-like. Bases 34 to 1164 code for a protein of 376 amino acids. The transcript is spliced from 3 exons. The record is from RefSeq and is a predicted model, not a curated record. Lineage: Eukaryota; Metazoa; Chordata; Aves; Passeriformes; Motacillidae.